Metarhizium album ARSEF 1941 is the source of this 1029-nucleotide messenger RNA. Its product is annotated as lipase. Gene Ontology annotation, biological process: lipid metabolic process. The record is from RefSeq and is a predicted model, not a curated record. Bases 1 to 1029 code for a protein of 342 amino acids. Lineage: Eukaryota; Fungi; Ascomycota; Sordariomycetes; Hypocreales; Clavicipitaceae. The transcript is spliced from 3 exons.
AUGUCGCUCCGCAUCGUUCUUGGCGUUGCCGCCAUAGCUGCUGCGAAACCAAUUUCCACAGUCACUCAGGGCGAUUACUUGAGAACGCUCGAGACUAGAGGAGGAAAUGUUGAGAUAUCCGAAACGGUCUUUACCAACCUCAAGUAUUAUUCUCAGCACGCUGCCGCUGCAUACUGCAAUUUCAACACGGCUGUCAGCAGGCCCAUUGUAUGUACAGACAUGGUCUGUCCUCUGGUCAUGCAGAACAGGCCUCUGGUGGUAGCUUCCAUGGAGGGCGAGCUUACCGGGAUUGGCGCCUACGUAGCCGUUGACUCUGCCCGUAAGGAAGUCGUCUUUUCUGUGCGUGGCAGCAAUAACAUCCGCAACUACGUCACUGACGUCGUCUUCGCCUGGCGCCACUGUGACCUCACACCCGAGUGUAAACUACACAUUGGUUUCGCCGAGGCCUGGGACGAAAUCAAGGACGCUGUCACUCAAGCCAUAAUGUACGCCCGCGAGAUGAACCCCGGCUAUGAAGUCGUCAUCACUGGGCACUCACUGGGAGGCGCCGUCGCAACCAUUGGCGCAGCCUACCUUCGCCGCGACGGACUUCCCGCCAACCUGUAUACAUAUGGCUCGCCGCGUGUUGGCAAUGACAAGUUUGCGAAUUGGUUCUCUGAGCAGCGAGGCGGACAGUGGCGAGUCACUCACGAGAACGACCCCGUUCCCCGUCUUCCUCCCAUGUUUGCCGGCUAUCGACAUGUCACGCCAGAGUAUUGGCUGUCUGGCGGGGACGCCUUCACGACAGACUACGCCAUCUCCGAUGUCAAGAUCUGCAGGGGCAUCGCCAAUGUCGAGUGCAACGCCAGCCGCUUCAUCACUGACAUUUUUGCUCAUCUGUACUACUUCGGCGACACUGGUGGUUGUUCCGGCUUCCCCUUGCGGCUGAGAGACACCCAGCAAGUUGAUCCCUUGCCUCAGGAUCUCAAGGAUCGCCUCACCACCUGGAGUCGGAGGGACCAGCAAUUUGUGGAGAACGGUGAAGCAUAG